ACUCCUCAAGACAAUAUAGCCUCGACCAAUCCCAAAUUUGGCGUGGGUACAGAGCACAAACCAAAGGCAACAGACCGCCACAUCACUCCACGGCAGCUCAAACCAGGGAUCACGCCAGUCCACGACACGCACACAACACCUUGGCAUUUCUAGGCUUUCGACUCUUGGCAGGCACCAGGAUACUCUCCCAGUCCUCCCAGUCCUCGUCCCCCCUGGUCCUCGUCCUUCAGCUCCAGCCCACCCUUCUUCCUGCGUGUCCACUCGCGACCUCGACUUUCUCCUCCCGAGCCCUGUCGUCGCCUUCUCUCGUGUCCACUCUGCCUGUUCGCUGCCGCUGCUCGAGUGUUGCGUGCGUGUGGUGGUGCAGUUCGGGGCGACAUGAGUACGGAGAAGGAGCGCGAGAGCUAUGUGUAUAUGGCGAAACUCGCCGAGCAGGCGGAGCGUUACGAUGAGAUGGUGGAGUCGAUGAAGAAAGUGGCGAAGCUUGACGUGGAGCUGACGGUGGAGGAGCGCAAUCUGCUGUCUGUGGGUUACAAGAACGUGAUUGGAGCCCGGAGGGCGUCAUGGCGGAUCAUGUCGUCGAUCGAGCAGAAAGAGGAGAGCAAGGGCAACGAGCAGAACGUGAAGCGGAUCAAGGAGUACAGGCACAAGGUGGAGGAAGAGCUUUCGAAGAUUUGUCAGGACAUACUGACGAUCAUCGACGAGCACUUGAUUCCGUCGUCGAGCACGGGCGAGUCAACGGUGUUCUACUUCAAGAUGAAGGGUGAUUACUAUCGGUAUUUGGCGGAGUUCAAGACCGGGAAUGAGAGAAAAGAAGCCGCCGACCAAUCUUUGAAGGCGUACCAGGCCGCGUCGAACACAGCUACGACGGAUUUGGCGCCCACGCAUCCGAUCCGACUGGGGCUGGCGUUGAAUUUUUCGGUGUUUUAUUACGAGAUUUUGAACUCCCCCGAGCGAGCAUGCCAUUUGGCGAAGCAAGCGUUUGAUGAGGCGAUCGCGGAGCUGGAUACGUUGAGCGAGGAGUCGUACAAGGACAGCACGUUGAUCAUGCAGCUACUAAGGGACAACCUGACUCUGUGGACGUCGGAUCUGCAGGAGGAGGGAGGUGACGACCAACCUAAGGGAGACGACAUGAGGCCCGAGGAGGCAGAGUGACGACGGGGAAUGUAAAUGCGGAGGAAGGUCGUGACGUGGUCGGGUCGGGUCGGGCGAUGUGCGGCUGCGAGCUGGACAUUGUCCGUUAUUGGUCUUUUGCGUAGGUUGUGGUGUGUGAAGAGGAGCUGUGCAUAGUGUUUUGGGAAAAGAUGCUAAAGUCUAAGGGAGCCAAGUAUUGAAAGGAAGGAUGCCUUCAAACACUGGUGUUCGGUAAUAUAUGAUAAGAUGUGGGAGCGGGAUGGUUGUUGUCCUUGCUGCGCGGUUCGCCAA
Molecule: messenger RNA, 1425 nt
Organism: Physcomitrium patens
Lineage: Eukaryota; Viridiplantae; Streptophyta; Bryopsida; Funariales; Funariaceae
Product: 14-3-3 protein 7
Source: RefSeq, a predicted model, not a curated record